Molecule: messenger RNA, 4654 nt
Organism: Astyanax mexicanus (Mexican tetra)
Lineage: Eukaryota; Metazoa; Chordata; Actinopteri; Characiformes; Acestrorhamphidae
Product: pyrokinin-1 receptor-like
Exons: 3
Coding region: 148-1326 (392 amino acids)
Biological process (GO): G protein-coupled receptor signaling pathway
Cellular component (GO): plasma membrane
Molecular function (GO): G protein-coupled receptor activity
Source: RefSeq, a predicted model, not a curated record
GGCUGAAUCAGACUCGGACGCUCUGCUCUCGCGCUGAGGAACGUUGAGGAGCUCUUACGCUUGACUUCACCUCAGGGUUCUUGGACCUCCUCUUAAAGACUCUCCAAGGAACGUUCCCAACAUUCCCAGGCAUCCACGUCAUCCACCAUGAUGAACGAAUCUCUAGGGACGUUCCAGUUCUCCUGCAACACCAGCCCAGACUCGGUUCCUGACAUCUACAUCAGCGUCACCAAGCAGGAACCGUACCACAUCGCCAUCCCUAUGACCGUGUUCUACAGCGUCCUCUUUGUUUUCGGGGUUCUCUUUAACGGCAUUAGCAUCCUGACGCUUCUCACCGACGCCCGCAUGAAGGCGAGCGCCAUCCAGCUGUAUCUCCUCAGCCUGGUGCUGUCCGACAUCCUCCAGCUCCUGACCAUCCCCAUCACCGUGUACCGCUACUACUGGGAAAGCUACCCCUGGAGACUCGGAGAGCCCUUGUGCAAGGCCUACUUCAUGGUGCGCCAGAUGUAUUGCGCCACCACCAGCUGGGUCAUCCUGGCGUUCACCGCCGAGCGCUACGUGGCCAUCUGUCACACCAUGUGGUCCUUGUCCAGCUUGAGGAGAUCUAGACUGCCGUGUCUCCUGGGAUGGAUCUGGCUUCUCUCUCUGGCGUCCUCUGUGCCAUUCGCCAUGGUCUACCGGCACGCCCGGGCCUGCAUCCUGGACUACGGUGCCACCUCUCCGGACAAGGUGUUCGUGGUGUCCACCAUGUGCGAGAUGACCGAGCAGGAACCUUCUCCAAUCUACAAGGGAGCCCUGCUUCUGAGGGGUAUCCUCUGCUUCCUGGUGCCACUCAUGUGCAUCCUUGCGCUCUACGUCCUCAUCAUCGCCCACUUCCACUACAACAGCCGCCAGCGCACCGCCAUGGGCAUCACCAGGGCCGUCUCAGGGGGGCGCAAUCCACAGUGCCUCCAGAACGGGAAGCUGCUUCUUCAGGAGAAGAGGGCUUUGCGGCUUAUGGGUGCGGUGGUGGUGGCGUUCUUCAUGUGCAACUUCCCCGACAUCGCCUCCUCGCUCAUGCAGGUGUACGUGGACUCGUGGUCGGGGACGGUCCUCAGCGUCUACACCGUCCUCAAGUCCUACCUGUCUCUGCCUCUCUGGUACGUCAACAGCGCCCUGGACCCCAUCCUCUUCUGCAUCUCCUCCAAUGUCUUCCGGAAGGCCUGCUGGAAGACCAUGGGUCCCCUCAGACCGCGGUGUCCCCACGUCUGCGGGACCAAGAGCCAUGCGUCCGUCACCAGCGUCGCCAGCCAGACCUCCACGGGGGCCGCCAGCACCUCCGCAUGAAGAUCGCUCGAUUGCACUUGGCAUUCUUUGGGCGUUCAUUAGGCGUUUGUUUGCCGUUUGUUGGGUGUUCAUUGGGUGUUUGCUGGGCAUUUGUUGAGUGUUCAUUGAGCGUUCAUUGGGCAUUUAUUAAACAUUCAUUGGGCGUAUGUUGGGCGUUCAUUGGCGUUUGCUGAGUGUUCGCUGGGCGUUCAUUGGGCAUUUGCUGGGUGUUUGUUGAGCGUUCAUUGAGUGUGUUCAUUGAGUGUUCAUUGAACAUUCGUUGGGCGUUUGCUGGGUGUUUGUUAAGCGCUCAUUGAGUGUUCAUUGAGUGUUCAUUGAGCGCUCAUUGAGUGUUCAUUGAGUGUUCAUUGAGCGUUUGUUGUGCGUUUGCUGGAUGUUUGUUGAGCAAUCAUUGAGCGGUCAUUGGGCAUUCAUUGAGUGUUCACUGAACGUUCGUUGGACGUUUGCUGGGUGUUUGUUGAGUGUUCGUUGGACAUUCAUUAGGCGUUUAUUGAGCGUUCAUUUAAAAAAAACAUGCAGUGGAGGAGGAGGACUAUGUUCUUGAGGUCACUGUCUUUUGAAUGCACUGCUAUAAGUGAUGAGCUAAAGCUCCUAUGAAAUCACAUUUUUGUUUUUUCGGUGUUGUUUCGUUGGGUUUCUUGUUUACACAGUAAAAUUCACAGUGUUAAAAUUGUAGCGUUAAAUAUCGAAGUGUGUUUUAUUUCCCACAGUGUCAAAAUUCAACUCCCCAGUGUUUAAUCUGGAUCAUAAGCUUCUUCUUUUAAUUUUAGGGUUUUUUUGUUGUUGUUCUUGGUGUUUUGGUGUUGGGUUGGAGGGUAGAUAAGGGUCUCCACUUGAGAAUUUUCAUAUUUCAAAGUGUUACAUGGUAUUUCUCGUUAUAAAAGAAGCUUUCUCAGGAGAAAUAUGUGAUUUAUCCUGCAGUAUAGCUAGCUUUAAGUCAAAAUAGGCAUUUCCAUUUUUGCUAAUUUUUAGUUUACUACAUAAUUUCAACAAACCAACUCUGUGGUUACACUGUGUCCACAUUGCUUGAUGAAUGGACCAAUAGAAUCUCUGCAAAAUUACAUGAAAUUAACUCUUUUAACAUUGACUUCUAUUGAAAAUUAAGAAGUUUUUUUCUCUCUCCUGUAAAGUUGCUGUUUUGGACAGCAACGAUAUGCAUUUUCCUCUUAUACCUGUCUUUUUUUGUUGUUUAAUUUAAGGAAUUUCCCAUAAAUACUGUGUUUUAGAGUUUUGGUAAAUAAACAAGGUAUAAUUUCAGGUAUAAAAUUCAAAAUUUUUGUAUGUUUUAAUAUUACCAAAAAAUCCAUCUAUCCGUUUUUUAUAAAUCAGCUAAAAGAGUUGUGAUUGUCAGUGUGGAUGGCCCCACCUAUUGUGACAUCACAAUAAAUGAACCACCCUGGCUCCGCCCCUCACCUUUCAACCCCCAUCAGAGCCCCACCCACUAGAUCUUCAGUUGAAAAAGCAUUUCCUUUUCAGUCAUUUCAGUCUGUAGUUUGAGAACCUCAGUUCCAGACAGUACACAGCAGGAUUAUCCAGCAGACUUCUUCUGAUGGAGGAAUCUAUACCUACUGUCCAACGCAAUGAGAGUGAUUUAGUGUAAAAAACAAAAAAACUUCAUGAACAUGUUUUGCACAAACCAUAGACCUAUUCUAUUGUAACAACUAGUAGUUCUAUUGUAAAAACAGGUAUAAUACAUUCCCUUUUAUUCUAAAAUAUAAAAACUCUAAACGUUAAUUUAACACUGUUGGUUUUACUGUGUCGAUUGUUUUGUUUCUUUUGGAUUUGAUGGAUCCUCUGUUUGCGUGAAGAACCUCUUCAGCCAUGCUGAUUAUUGGUUGAAGCUGAAAAGCUGACGAAUCAUAAAUCAGAGGAGAAACUGUUCAUCUGCGCCUGAUUGGAGGAUGUUGCUUGUUUUUGCUUUGUGAUUCGCUGCUGUCGUCAGUGCUUUUACUGCUGUACCAGAUAAAAGAAGGUUUACUUCAGCUUGUGGGGUCAUUAUCACAAUACUGUGCCUUUAAUCCCGUAAAAUUAACAAUAAAUGACAAGAUUUUACACGUUAUAUGUUAUGUAUUAUAUUUAUAAGGCUUCAGACUACACAGAAAUCACAUUGUCCAGUUUUUUUCACUUUUUAUUUGACUUUUGGUUCAAUAUUUCCUGUUGUGCUGUAUUGUCCAGCCUGUUAUGGCAAACCAAACGAAAGUUUGAAUAAUAUUAGCAAUUAUUUUACUGCGACAGAGCCGACUAAAGCUUAAGUUUUAAAUAUGUAAUCUUAGUUUGAGUUAUAUAUAACACAUUAAAUUAAAUUAAUAAUAAUCACUUUUUAAUUUUUUAUUAUCUAUUUUAUAUUUAUUUUAUUUUCACAUUAAGCUGCACAAUACUUAAAAAAUACAAAUAUUUUAAUCAUUCCUCUAUAAUGUUUGCAUUAAAAUUAUAUGUUGCGGAAACAAAAGGCACAUUAUAAUGAUACUGACCCUUAUAAUUUUUUUUUUUUAUUUAUAUAUAAGGAUAAAUUAUUGAAUAAGUGUGAUAACUGUAUUUUUUGUAUUAUGAUGUGAUGUAAUUGAGUCUUGAUAUAAUGUGAAACAAUGUGAAUGUAUAUAAUAAUAAUAAUAAUUAUAAUAAUAAUAAUGCUCAGAACUGACCUUCGAACAUCUGAACAUCUUCAGACCUCCACGGUUCGUAACUACCUCUCCUGACCCACAGACAUAAAAUUAUACAUCAUAUCGCACAAGAAACGGUUAUAUUUUUACAAAUAUAAAACUAAACAGUUACGCUAAAAAAAGAAAAUAUGCAUAUUAGAGCAUUUCCACACCUAAAAGUAUACAUUUCGCACAGAGCUUUGUGUCUUUGUUAUGUAAUAUAUGUUAUAUAUACAGUAUUGGGUAAGUUUAGUUUCGGUUUCACUCUUUAAGCUAAGUGGGCGGAGUCUCUCUAUCCUUUACUAUAUAAAAAAUUUGUUUGUAAAAUGUUAGUUUUAGUUUUAGUUUGGAUUUAAGUUGUUUGUUUUUUUAGUUCAGGUGUUGUUCCGAAUUCCAGCUCGCUGACAGAACCCGACAGAAUUUUAAGCUUAAUUGUAGCAAAGCAUUUCUUCAACAACAAAAAAAGCAUUGUUUUCAUUUAUUUAAGGUUGAAAGUAUAAUAAUAAUAAUAAUAAUAAUAAUAAUAAUAAUAAUAAUAAUAAUAAUAAUAAUAAUAAAGACAAACAACAAGAAUCAGAAAAAAUAGAAGAAAAAGUAGUAGAAGAAGUAGAAGAAGAAAAAGAAGAAGAAGAAGAAGAAGAAGAAGAGGAAGAAGAAGAAGAAGAAGAAGAGGAAGAGGAAGAAGAAGA